UCAAAACUGCCGACUGCGGAAUGAGUUAAACAGACAACAGUAACCUUCUAGAAAGAUUUUUCUAUGCGAUAGAACAUCAAAACAGGAGGAAUUUAUUUUUUAGGAGCGAAUAUCUACAUUGUUUAUAGUAUUAGACUGUGCAGUUGUUUUCAAACGUUUAAAAAUGGUCGAUUAUAGCAAGUGGAAAAACAUUGAGAUCUCCGACGAUGAAGACGAGACCCACCCAAACAUUGACACUCCGUCGCUUUUUCGCUGGCGGCACCAGGCCCGAGUCGAGCGAAUGGAAGAGCAAAAACGCGAACAGGAGAUGUUGGCUGAAAAGAAACGACUUGCCGAACAGAAAGCGAAAGAGCUCAAGAGCAAGCUGGAGCACAAAGAAGGCAAUCUAGACGAACUCAAGAAGAGCCUGGAAGAACUGGAACGGGAACAUGCUAAGGUUAAAGCAGAAGAAGAAAAUCUCAAGAAAAAGGAAAAGAUGCAACCGUGGAAUGUGGACACGAUUAGUCACGACGGCUUCCAGAAAACUGUUAUCAAUAAAAGUGUGAUCAACAAAAAAGAGUUGACGGAAGAUGAGAAGGAAUUGAAUCUUAGAGACUUUAUUAAAAAAUACGAAAAGAUAUUGAAGCAGUAUGGGAUGAUGCGGAAGUAUGAAGAUUCGAAAAAAUUCCUGCGCGAUCACCACUAUCUGGUGUGCGAGGAUACCGCCAAUUAUUUGGUUAUCUGGUGUAUUGAGUUGGAGAUGCAGGAGAAGCACGAGUUGAUGGCACACGUAGCACAUCAGUGCAUCUGUAUGCAGUAUAUGUUGGACAUUGCCAAGCAGCUCGACGUUGAUCCACGCGCCUGCAUGGAGUCCUUCUUCCAACGGAUACAAGUAGCCGAGCAGGAAUAUAAAAAUCAAUUUUUGGCAGAAAUUGAAGCAUUUAAAGAACGCAUUCGGAAACGAGCCCAAGAAAAACUGCAGAAAGCUAUCGAAGAGCAAGAGGAAGAGGAACGUAAAGCGCGCCUGGGACCGGGAGGUUUAGAUCCCGUGGAGGUGUUCGAGUCACUUCCCACCGAACUUCAGAAUUGCUUUGAAACGCGUGACAUCGGAAUGCUGCAGGAGGUGAUGUCCAAACUACCGGAGGCAGAAGCUCGUUACCAUCUAAAACGCUGUAUAGACUCCGGAAUGUGGGUUCCCGAUGGAAACAAAGGAGUUCUCGAUAUGCCACCGGAGGAAGCCAACACAAGUGCGGAUGGUGGUCCGGAACCGGUCUAUGCUAGCGUGUUGUCGGAUGAAGAGAAGCAAAAAGAUAUAAAUUCCGAGUAGAUUUUAACUACUGUGUAUUGGGAGACUUGGUCAGGAAAAUACCCAAUGUUGAACCGAAUUGUAACAAUCGUAUAGAAAAUAAGUUGUUUGAAAAUCUGUAUUUUAGAUGUACGUCAAUGAAUAAACUAUCAUGUCUUUUGAAAAUUAA
Molecule: messenger RNA, 1454 nt
Organism: Malaya genurostris
Lineage: Eukaryota; Metazoa; Arthropoda; Insecta; Diptera; Culicidae
Gene: Cdc37
Product: hsp90 co-chaperone Cdc37
Exons: 3
Coding region: 164-1306 (380 amino acids)
Biological process (GO): protein stabilization; protein folding
Cellular component (GO): cytoplasm
Molecular function (GO): protein-folding chaperone binding; protein kinase binding; heat shock protein binding
Source: RefSeq, a predicted model, not a curated record